AUGUGCCUCAUCCAAGUCACACACUUCCAAUGCGGCCACACCUUCGAAGGCCGCACCCGCCGCUGCGCAGCCUACCACGAGCGCAGAGUUGCAGCGGCGCCCACGCUCUGCAACUUCCCCCUCUUCCGCCACCACAGCACUCACACACGCACCUCUCAAUGCCCCGACACGCGCCGCAACAACAAGGAAGCGCCCACCAUGUGCUCACAGGCCUGCGUGCAGCGGCUGAUGGACCGACAGCGCAAGCAGGAGCGGGAGGAGCUGAGACAGGAGCAGCAGAAGCGUGAGCGUGCCCGGGCGGUUGCGCGGCAGUACCGUGCUGCGAAGGAUAAGGCCGAGCAGUGGGAGGCUGCUGUGCAGCAGCGGGCUAGGGAGAGACAGCAGGAGUUGGAGAGGGAAAGAGAGAGAGAGCGACAGACGGGAAGGGGUCAGAGGAGCAGAGGUAAACCGCCGGUGCCUCCGAAGGAUGAACCCAUGGGGGAAUCAGGCUCCAGGGGCUUCUCCUCCGAGGAGCUAUUCUCCGAGGAACUCUUCACGGUAUCCCUCAUCGAGAUACUCCCCGGGAAACUCGUCGAGAACAUCCCAGACGAGACACGCCCCGAGAAGCACUUCUAG
This is a messenger RNA of Dichotomopilus funicola, 615 nucleotides long. RefSeq lists its product as uncharacterized. The record is from RefSeq and is a predicted model, not a curated record. Bases 1 to 615 code for a protein of 204 amino acids. Lineage: Eukaryota; Fungi; Ascomycota; Sordariomycetes; Sordariales; Chaetomiaceae. The transcript is spliced from 2 exons.